Molecule: messenger RNA, 1521 nt
Organism: Cylicostephanus goldi
Lineage: Eukaryota; Metazoa; Nematoda; Chromadorea; Rhabditida; Strongylidae
Source: the annotation of a GenBank genome assembly
AUGGCACCAUGGUUGCUUAUUGUUGUAGCAGUUCUCAUCAUAUUGGCUCUCACUUCGUUAGUCAUUGUAUUCCUAAUACUUCCAAGAAAAUCAGGAUAUUUCAAACGAUUGUCAGAAACAACCCAUAGAGAUAUUAGAGGACUUAUGAUUCUAGUCAAAAUGCGUCUACGUUGUUCUCGUGCUUUCUGGAGAAAUCGAGGUAUACAGUCCUUGUUUUUAGACACUGUACGAAAAAAUUCCGAUAAGGAAGCUAUUUAUGAUAUGACUUUCGGAAAGUCAUUUACCUUCAAGGAGCUGGACGAACUCGCUUGUCAGUACGGUCAUAUGCUACAGAAUAAUUCGUCCGUACAAGCUGGUGAUGUUGUUGCUAUAUGCAUGGACAAUGGGGCACAUUUUGUGGCAGCCUGGCUCGGGUGCGCAAAGAUAGGCGCCAUAUCUGCUUGGAUUAAUACAAAUCUCCAAGGAGAAUCUCUGACGCACUCACUGAAGAUCUCAAAAGCAUCCAUUAUAGUCUGCUCAACGGCUCAUCAACAAAAAAUAGUCGAAACCGUAGAAAACGAAGGGGCAAUGCAGGAACGACCGCUGAUUUUUAGCGGAGGAACUGCACUAAAACCAUACGUUAAAUGCACUGACGAUCUCUUGAGAACACAGCCAACUUCACAGCCUGUAGCAACGCGGGAGAUGACCUUCCAAGAUCCACUGUGCUACAUAUUCACAUCUGGUACAACGGGGAUGCCAAAACCAGCAAUUAUUAAGCACUUCAGGUUCUUCUAUAUAGCUACAAGUGGUGAGGUAGCAUUCGGAGUACGGCCCAAAACUGACAGAAUUUAUGUUUGCCUUCCGCUCUAUCAUACAUCAGCAGGAGUACUCGGAGUUGGACAAACGGUGAUACAUGGAGCAACGUGUGUUAUAAGAGACAAAUUUUCUGCGCGCAAUUUCUGGAAGGAUUGUGUGAUAAACAAAUGCACAGUAUCGCAAUACAUCGGAGAACUUCUUCGAUACUUACUUCUGACUGAGAAAUCAUCAUAUGAAGAAAACCACUGUGUCCGAUUGUUAAUAGGAAAUGGGUUGAGACCAGCUAUAUGGAGGCAAUUUCAAGAACGAUUCAAAGUUGAGCGAAUAGCCGAGUUUUAUGGUUCAACCGAAGGAACUUCUAAUCUCAUUAACAUUGAUGGAAAGGAAGGUUCUUGCGGAUUUAUGACGAUAAUUAGUAUCGCUGCUCCAAUAUACCCUAUACGACUUUUCAAAGUCGACGAAGCAACAGGCGAGCUGAUCAGAGACGAUCGUGGAUACUGUAUACCUAUUCGGCCAGGCGAAUCCGGUCUACUUGCAUGCACAAUCCGUAAAAAUAACCCACUCUACCAUUUCGAGGGCUAUGUCGACGAAGCAGAGACCCAGAAAAAGGUCAUUGAAGAACCAUUACCAGGAUCUGAUCCAGUCUUCUUGUCAGGUGAUAUACUGUACUGGGACCGGCUCGGAUAUUUUUAUUUCAAAGAUAGAGUAGGAGAUACUUUUAGGUAA